UGUUAUCUCUCAAAUCAACAGAGGCACAGGGACAAGCACGCUUGGAUGUUGUUGUACAAAGGGAUGACUGGAGCAAUAGUAUCCCCGGGAAAAUAGAAGAGAGAGCCUGAGCGACUGACGGCACUUUCUCAUCCAACGAUCUUAUCUGAGGACGCGUGUCCAUUGUUGUCUACGCAAGGGUCAUAGGGCAUCACAUCUCCAAGCGUGCGGUACCGGUCCCGUUAUAUUCAUCUCUAUCCUUUAAGAUUGCUAAUGGAAAUUUCAUCGUACAAGAACACGAAUCUACAUUAAAGACCUGCGUAUUUAGCGCAUACGAAAUUACUACGAAGAAAUGCCUUUGCUGAUGCUGAACUAAAAUAAGAUUUGAGAAAGGAGAAUGGACAAAUGAACAUGUUUCACUAAGAACACACUCAUUAAAGCUACAUUUUGGGGAAUUACGGUCUCGUUGAAUUCAUCAUUAAUUUUAAAGAGCAGUUAACAACCUCUGAAGUGCUGAAAAUGAUGCUGAGUCCCGAUCAGACGGAUCCUGACCUCACCUGGCCACAGCCGGACUCAGAAUGUCUGAACGUGAUGAAGGUGGACUGUGUGGCUCACGAGCCCUUCGAGGCCGAUGAUGGCAAGACGCGCGCACUCGUGCCAGCCGUGCUCACACGAGAAGAGAAGAGAAGGAGGCGGCGCGCGACUGCGAAAUACCGCUCUGCGCACGCCACGCGCGAGCGCAUCCGCGUGGAAGCGUUCAACGUGGCGUUCGCCGAGCUUAGGAAGCUGCUACCAACACUCCCACCCGACAAGAAGCUCUCAAAGAUAGAAAUACUUCGCCUGGCUAUCUGUUACAUAUCUUACCUUAACCACGUUUUGGACGUUUAAUGAACUUAGAGGACAUUCAACAGUAGGUCUAAAGCAAAAUCCUACAGGUGCAUUUGGACAAGUUUACUGAUGGAGAAGUAGCAUACCUAUUCAAGAAGGACACAAAAAAUAUUAAGAAAAAUAGGUGAUACUUUCAUUCAUUAAUAAGUCAUUAACAAAUAAAGAAUAUCUAAUGCUUAACAGAGGAGUGGUUUAUGAGCAUUCAAAAAUGACCUACUACAAUACUGUAGGUCUAUAUGAAAAUAUACUGUAUCAAAGUUUCAUGAAAUUUUGAAUGCGCAUUAACCAAUUAUCUUUUUAGCAUUGUAUAAUAGAAUUAUGUUUGUUAAUAUUAUGAGUUAUUAUAAAUUGUUACCGAAAAUAUUGUGUCGCAAUAAUGUUUGACACUGUAGCAAGAUAGAAUAAUGGAUAGCUGUUCAGACAUUAUAUAGCUAGCUCAACAUCAAAAGUACAUUUGUGGCAAUAAUUAAUGGAAUGUUUUAACUUGGGUAGGAUUGAGAAACCAUACUUUGAUUUUUAAUAUUCAUUAAUUCCCAAAUAUCAUAUCCAUUCAAACUAGUUAUCCUAAUCCAUCUAACAAUUUACAAAUAAAAUUUGGUCUGCACAAUCUGGAUGAAUAAAUCAACCAGUUUUUAUGGCAACCUUCUUGGGAAAAAAUGGAUAGGCUACUUCUGUGCUGGAACAAAUCGUAACUUGUUAGUUCUUAAUUUAUAUUUUCCUUGUUUAUUAUAUUUAUAAAGUAAAUUAAGAUAGCAUAUGUGAGUGUCUUCAAAAUAGCCUGUCUAAGGUUCGUGUAAAUAUAUAUUUAAUGUUUUAUGAUUAUUCAGAUUUUACACUGGUGUGGCAGAGUUGGGGUUUACUGUUGCUUUUCACUUGCACUUUUCAUUGGCAGUUUUUUUAGGAAUAGGAGGGCCUUCGCUGUGUAUGCACUAAGGUUUUUAUAAUAAUAGUGUUGAUGUCCUGUCCUAUAGUAAAGAGAAGCACUUCCCCGAUGUAUUGCUGUAUUGUUUAUUUCGUUUACAAAGUGCUGCAUAGAUAGCGCCUUGGGUACCUGAUGACUUGUGGCGGUUAAAAAGUACCACUAGAAUAUAUUUUGUGUUUCGGUGGAAAUGUAUUAACAUAACUAAUGUCGUAGUAAUAACUGGCAAUACAUAAUAAAGCUAGCUAUUUUUUCUCCAGGUUGUUUGCCUCCAAGUCUAAGCUACCCAUAGACGCUCUCUCUGCUGCGACCAAAAAUGACCUAAAAGUAGUUUAUUUUUUUCUUUCGCAAACUAUUUUAUAAAGAUUAUUUGUUUACGUGUUUCUUGUGAACCUCUUGAAAUUUUAUAGUGAACAAAUUAUCUCACAUCUGCCUCAUAUCCAAAGAUCACCCUGUUAAUUCAGGGGUUUUCCCGUCAUUUUGUAGUGGAAUAACCAGUAGGCUACACUGGUUUUUACCGACGCAGUUUUUUUUUUUUUUUUUUUUUUUUUUUACUAUUUUAAAUAAAUGUAAAAAAAAAAAAAAAAAAA
This is a messenger RNA of Myxocyprinus asiaticus (Chinese sucker), 2376 nucleotides long. RefSeq names its product helix-loop-helix protein 2-like. NCBI's taxonomy places the organism in Eukaryota, Metazoa, Chordata, Actinopteri, Cypriniformes, Catostomidae. The record is from RefSeq and is a predicted model, not a curated record. The coding region runs from base 499 to 867 and encodes 122 amino acids. Gene Ontology annotation, biological process: regulation of transcription by RNA polymerase II. The transcript has 2 exons. Gene Ontology annotation, molecular function: DNA-binding transcription factor activity, RNA polymerase II-specific; protein dimerization activity; RNA polymerase II cis-regulatory region sequence-specific DNA binding.